AAUGAGCCGGAAUACCAGUGGCUCAAAGAACUAGGAUUACAAGAGAAAAAUCCGGGAGUAUACGAUGGAAAUAAGUGGUGUGGGAGUGGCUCAGUGAUUGAUUCAAUAUCUCCAAUUAAUGGCCGACCCAUUGCAGCCAUACAAGAGGGUAAUAAAGAUGAUUAUAAUAAUGCUGUCAUUAAUUCAAUGAACGCCUGGAAGAUAUGGAGAGAAGUACCAGGCCCCUUGAGGGGUAAUAUUGUGAGAGAAAUGAACGAGGAAUUUAGAAAAAAUAAAAAUAUAUUAGGGAAAUUAAUUGCUCUUGAAGUUGGUAAGUUGCAGUACGAAGGUUUUGACGAAGUUGAUGAUUACAUUAAAUGUUGUGACCUUGCGGUCGGACUCUCUCGUAUGAUAGGAGGACACAUCUUUCCAUCAGAGAGGCCAGGUCAUAUGUUAAUGGAACAAUGGAACCCAUAUGGGCUAGUCGGAAUCAUCACGGCUUUUAAUUAUCCAGCAUCUGUCUUUGGUUGGAACCAGUCCCUUAGCCUAGUGUGUGGUAACUGUACUGUAUGGAAGGGAGCUCCCAGUACUCCAUUAACUCAGAUAGCAGUUAGUAAGAUAAUAGAGAGAGUGUUGACAAGUAACUCUAUACCAGCUGGAGUAUGUACUAGUGUCUGUGGUGGGUCUGAUAUCGGAGAGUCAAUGUGUAAAGAUAAAAGAAUUAAUGUAUUAUCAUUUACUGGAAGCACUCAAGUUGGUCGUAAAGUAGGUGUGAUAGUCCAGGAAAGGUUUGGUAAGAGUAUACUAGAACUGGGAGGUAACAACGCCAUACUGGUUGAUGAAACUGCUGACCUGGAUAUACUGAUGAAUGAACUGUACAACGGACUGUUUGUAGCCAAUGGACAGUGCUGUACUUCUACAAGGAGACUGAUAGUACAUGAUAGUCUUUACGAUGAAGUGUUGAGAAGGUUAUUGAAGAUGUACAGCAAAACAAAAGUGGGAGAUCCUUUUGAUGGUAAUAGCUCUAGCAACAUUAUAUUGGUAUCAUUAUAUAUACAUUAUAUAUGUUAUAUUGAUAUAAGAUAUCGUUAUGUU
Molecule: messenger RNA, 1074 nt
Organism: Amphimedon queenslandica
Lineage: Eukaryota; Metazoa; Porifera; Demospongiae; Haplosclerida; Niphatidae
Product: alpha-aminoadipic semialdehyde dehydrogenase-like
Exons: 9
Molecular function (GO): aldehyde dehydrogenase (NAD+) activity
Source: RefSeq, a predicted model, not a curated record